Molecule: messenger RNA, 2383 nt
Organism: Sycon ciliatum
Lineage: Eukaryota; Metazoa; Porifera; Calcarea; Leucosolenida; Sycettidae
Product: transcription factor E2F2-like
Exons: 7
Coding region: 335-1564 (409 amino acids)
Biological process (GO): regulation of transcription by RNA polymerase II
Cellular component (GO): RNA polymerase II transcription regulator complex
Molecular function (GO): protein dimerization activity; DNA-binding transcription factor activity, RNA polymerase II-specific; RNA polymerase II cis-regulatory region sequence-specific DNA binding
Source: RefSeq, a predicted model, not a curated record
GCUGAAGUUCAGGUUGCAGCUGUAUUUCCUGCGUUGAGGUCGUGGAGCGGAGAGAUCCAUGUGGUUCAUGUGUGUCUUGUUCCUCGGGUGGCAGUAAUUACGAGGGAUUUCAGGCUCUUACCUAAGGUUCCACUUAUAGAGCACCAGUAACCUUGUCCGUUUAGGGAAACAGUUGCUUCCAACUUACUAUUUGUGUUGCCUAAAUCUGACGAUAUUGGCUCACUCCGUCACCACGCGGUGCUCGACAUCUAUGCAUGCUUUCGGGUCCGAUGCUGGUUUAUCGCUGUUGAGCCUGCUCUACUACGUGUAGAGCGGGUGGCUGUGGCCUCCGGUCAUGAACAUGGCGGAGGAUUCAACUAGCCAUCCAUUUGCCUUUUCAACGCCCACUCCCAACAACGAUCUUCAUAGUCGGAAACCCACGUCAAAGCGGAGGCUGCAGCUCUCUGGCGAGAGGAGUUCUCCCUAUCCCAAUUCUUCACAAAGAAGUAGGAAAUUCUCGUCCGGCAGUAGUCCAGAUUUCUUGGAUUUCGACUCUUCUUUAUGCGAUACCGGAGAAAGUAAGCGAUCGGAUACAUCGUUGGGUCUUCUCACGCAACGUUUCGUUGGACUCCUACGAGGGGCAGAGGAUGGAGUUGUAGACCUGAAUCGGGCCGCGUUGUCGCUGAACGUACAGAAACGAAGAAUAUACGACAUAACCAAUGUGUUAGAAGGAAUCAACCUCAUCGAAAAGAAAUCUAAGAACAACGUUCAGUGGAGAUGUAAUAAUGAUGUCCAUGAAGAAACGUAUCGCAGCCUGUCGAAUGUACAUCGACAAGAACUCGGCGUACUGGACGAUGAGGAGCGACAACUGGAUGCCAUGCUCAACUUUGCUCAAAUAACGUACCGGCAGAUGCAGCAGUCCGACGAACGUGCGUAUGUGGUCUACGAUGACCUGCGUUGCGUGGAGACCUUCAAAGACCAGACCGUAAUCAUUGUCAAAGCCCCGCCGGAGACUGUCCUGGAGAUACCGACCAAUCCUGCCACCGAGCCUCCGAAGACGGUAGUCCUAAAGAGUCGCUCUGGAGUGCCCAUAGACGUGUUUGUCUGUCCCGACAACAGCAGUUCCACAACGGAGGGCUUUUCAUCGUCAUCUCACCCGUCCGGCUCGUCGGGAGAAUCCGUAGAUGUGGGUGGAUCGUCGCCGUUCAAUACGGAAGACCCGUGUCCGUUGUCUGACCGCGAUACUGGAUGUAGUGGCUUGGACGACUCGAUCAAUCCCCCUCUGCCGGUGCACUUCACUGAGCAAGAAAUCGAAUCAUUAGGAAUCAAGUGUGAGCAGACCGACAUAGAUCACCUUAACUCUGCCAUGAUAAGUGGAGUGCCGGCAAAUAUUCUUCAGGGCUAUGAGCCCUCGCUUAACGUUGCAGACCCGCUAUUCGACUCGCGCUUGUUCUUACCUCUCACUGCAACUGGAGAUCAGGACGAUUCGGCGGUGUUUCCGUUCGAUGAGAAUGAACUGGAUAGUGCUGAUUUCAACUUUGCCAUGGACUUCAACAGCGAAUGCUUGGCAGACAUGUUCACGUGACCUAUGGCAUGGCAUGCAGUGCUGUGAUCAUGCACGCAUAGUUGCAUUGCAGUUUUAGAUAUCCCCGGAUGAUACACACCACACCACGCACCACACACCACCUAGCUAGUGAAUCAGGUUUUAAACGCCCAUGCCAUCGUGAGCAGUACACGGCGGCGCUCUUCGAGACGCGCUCGAGGAUUCCCAGCAGGCUGGUCCCGCGUGUGCCGUGUUCAGAUGUGCAAUGCUACAUCCCUGCAGUAGGCAGGCUGGACAUACUCUCUCUUCCCCCCCUUUCCCUAUUGUUCAUAGUUGUGAAGAAAAAACCUACUACUCGAGUGUACAUAAACAAAGCGAUUUUAUUAGCUAGCGAUGAAGUGCUACCAUUUGAAACAAUUUCUUGUGUUCCUGAACUUAAAAAGUCUCGUCAUGGGUGUUUGUAUCAGCACCGCAUGAGCCUGGCAGCUCACGUACUACCUAUUGCUCUAUUAUCAGUUGUUACUCUGAAUAGUCUCCCACUCUCCCUGACCCGCAAGCUUUUGUUGCGCUCAAGCCAAGGCUGGCGCUUCCCUUUACUACUGGCGUUUUCUUCCAAUACUAUCAACUUAAUAACAGCAUCAUCAUCCUCAUCAUCAGCGCAAUCUUUAUUAUUAUUAUUAUCCUACCAUAUCACACCGACUUGUCCGUGCUUUCUACAAUAGUGCUAGACUGCUACUCAUUGUGCUACUCACUGUGUUGAUUGCCUGCUUCACUCCCUUGCCUUUGUGUUCCGAUCAUUUUGUUGCUUUUUUUUAGAAUAUAGGUUUUCUUGAAAAUUAAUUAAAGAAAUCAGCAUCAUCA